AUGGACGACCCUAAGAACAUUAGGAACAUGUCCGUCAUUGCUCACGUCGACCACGGAAAGUCCACACUCACCGACUCUCUUGUCCAGCGUGCUGGUAUUAUCUCAGCUGCCAAGGCUGGUGAGGCUCGUUUCACCGAUACCCGAGCCGACGAGCAGGAGCGUGGUGUCACUAUCAAGUCGACUGCCAUUUCCCUGUACGCCACUCUCAAGGACGAGGAGGACCUCAAGGACAUUCCCGUUCCUACCACCAAGAAUGACUUCUUGAUCAACUUGAUUGACUCGCCUGGUCACGUUGACUUCUCAUCUGAGGUCACUGCUGCUCUCCGUGUCACUGACGGUGCUCUCGUCGUCGUCGACACCAUCGAAGGUGUGUGCGUCCAGACCGAGACUGUCCUGCGCCAGGCUCUUGGUGAGCGUAUCAAGCCCGUCGUCAUCAUCAACAAGGUCGACCGUGCUCUUCUCGAGCUCCAGCUUUCCAAGGAGGACCUGUACCAGAACUUCUCCCGUGUCAUCGAGUCCGUCAACGUCGUCAUCGCUACCUACUUCGACAAGACUCUUGGUGAUGUCCAGGUCUACCCCGAGAAGGGUACCAUUGCCUUUGGUUCCGGUCUUCACGGCUGGGCUUUCACCAUCCGCCAGUUCGCCAACAGGUAUGCUAAGAAAUUCGGUGUUGACAAGAACAAGAUGAUGGAGCGUCUCUGGGGUGACAGCUACUUCAACCCCAAGACCAAGAAGUGGACCAAGGUUGGCACUCACGAGGGUAAGCCCCUUGAGCGUGCUUUCAACCAGUUCAUCUUGGACCCCAUCUUCCGCAUCUUCCAGUCGGUCAUGAACUUCAAGACUGACGAGAUCCCCACUCUCCUCGAGAAGCUUGAGAUCAAGCUCACCUCGGACGAGAAGGACCUUGAGGGCAAGGCUCUCCUCAAGGUGGUCAUGAGGAAGUUCCUUCCCGCUGCCGACGCUCUCCUCGAGAUGAUGAUUCUCCACCUUCCUUCUCCCGUCACCGCUCAGAAGUACCGCAUGGAGACUCUCUACGAGGGUCCCCACGACGAUGUCAACGCCAUCGGUAUCCGGGACUGCGACCACAACGGUCCUCUCAUGCUGUACGUGUCCAAGAUGGUGCCCACUUCCGACAAGGGUCGUUUCUACGCUUUCGGUCGUGUCUUCUCCGGUACCGUCCGCUCUGGUCUCAAGGUCCGCAUCCAGGGUCCCAACUACACCCCUGGAAAGAAGGAGGACUUGUUCAUCAAGGCCAUCCAGCGUACCAUUCUCAUGAUGGGCCGUUUCGUCGAGCCCAUUGACAACGUGCCUGCUGGUAACAUUCUUGGUCUUGUCGGUGUUGACCAGUUCUUGCUCAAGUCUGGAACUCUCACCACUAACGAGACUGCCCACAACCUCAAGGUCAUGAAGUUCUCCGUCUCUCCCGUUGUCCAGCGCUCGGUUGAGGUCAAGAACGCCCAGGAUCUGCCCAAGCUCGUCGAAGGUCUCAAGCGUCUCUCCAAGUCGGAUCCUUGCGUUCUGACCUACAUCUCCCCAUCCGGUGAGCACGUUGUUGCCGGUGCCGGUGAGUUGCACUUGGAGAUUUGCUUGAAGGAUCUCGAGGAGGACCACGCCGGUGUUCCUCUCCGUAUCUCGGACCCCGUCGUCCAGUACCGUGAGACCGUCAACGCCACCUCCAGCAUCACUGCUCUGUCCAAGUCGCCCAACAAGCACAACCGUCUCUACCUCACCGCCCAGCCUUUGGACGAGGAGGUCUCCAGGGCUAUCGAGACUGGCAAGAUCGCUCCCCGUGACGAUAUCAAGACCCGUGCCCGUAUCCUCGCUGACGAGUACGGCUGGGAUGUUACUGAUGCCCGUAAGAUUUGGUGCUUCGGUCCCGACACCACUGGUGCCAACUUGCUCAUUGACCAGACCAAGGCUGUGCAGUACUUGAGCGAAAUCAAGGACUCCGUCGUCUCCGGUUUCCAGUGGGCGACCAAGGAAGGUCCCAUUGCUGAGGAGCCCAUGCGCUCUAUCCGCUUCAACAUCAUGGAUGUCACUCUCCAUGCUGAUGCCAUUCACCGUGGUGGUGGUCAGAUCAUCCCUACCGCGCGUCGUGUCCUCUACGCCGCCACUCUCCUUGCCGAGCCCACUCUGCUCGAGCCCGUCUACCUCGUCGAGAUCCAGGUUCCCGAGCAGGCCAUGGGUGGUAUCUACGGUGUCCUUACCCGAAGGAGAGGUCACGUUUUCGAGGAGAACCAGCGUGUUGGUACUCCUCUCUUCAACGUCAAGGCCUACCUUCCCGUCAACGAGUCUUUCGGUUUCACCGCCGAUCUCCGUGCCGGUACCGGUGGCCAGGCCUUCCCACAACAAGUCUUCGACCAUUGGCAACAUCUCCAGGGUGGCUCGCCACUUGACGCCACCACCAUGGUUGGCAAGAUCGUUGCCGACAUGCGUAAACGCAAGGGUAUCAAGAUUGAGGUGCCUGAUGUUUCCAACUACUACGACAAGCUAUAAAGGAAAGCUAUCAAAAGCGUUAGAUUUCCUUUCCUCGCGAUUCUGGGUCAUGCGACAGUCAUGGUAGGCUCGUGGCCGCUGGUCAAUGUGUGAAGCAAACGGUUCCCCUUUGGAGCAACCAGAGCUAGUAAACGUCGGUCCGGGCGAUUUCGCCCUUGAUGUCAUUGAAGGUUUUGGGGGCUUUGCACGAAAGAUACGGAUGAUGACCCUUUUCCUUACUGUUCACAGUGUAGUAUAGUUGAGAAUUAAGCUAUAUUGCACAGUAAAUCUG
Pyrenophora tritici-repentis Pt-1C-BFP is the source of this 2767-nucleotide messenger RNA. Its product is annotated as FusA, Translation elongation factors (GTPase). The record is from RefSeq and is a predicted model, not a curated record. Gene Ontology annotation, molecular function: GTP binding; GTPase activity; translation elongation factor activity. NCBI's taxonomy places the organism in Eukaryota, Fungi, Ascomycota, Dothideomycetes, Pleosporales, Pleosporaceae. Gene Ontology annotation, cellular component: cytosol; ribonucleoprotein complex. Gene Ontology annotation, biological process: translational elongation.